Molecule: messenger RNA, 1922 nt
Organism: Candidula unifasciata
Lineage: Eukaryota; Metazoa; Mollusca; Gastropoda; Stylommatophora; Geomitridae
Source: the annotation of a GenBank genome assembly
AUGUUUGCAUCAUGUGACAGUGUGCAUGGCAAACAAGUUCAUAAUGGUAAUUCCACCGAUAGAUCUGAUCAGACUAGACUAAGCCCUGUCUUCAGGUUGGGACAGUCUCGUCUGGGAAAACAUGCUUUAUCUACUUCAAAAUUAGCCACACCAGAGUUUGGUCAGACUUUGCCGAAUGCCCAUACAUCCAUAACUGUGUCUCCUGUUCCAACAUACUCCACACCUAUAAACAGUAUCCCCAGACCAAACAGCCAAGCUAGUAUCAGAAGUCCUGUUCCUCACCAUUCAGUUUAUGAGUCCAGCACUGGAAACCUUUUUAGAAGCAUAGCUUCACCAGCACAGACACCAUCGACAUCUGCAUCACCAGCUUCUUUACGAAUGACCAUAUCCAGACCUGAUGGAGUUUGCCUCAUGCCAAGGAGGAAGUCGCACUCUGAGUCAACAGUAUCAAGAUAUGUUGGAAUAGAAGGUUCAUCUGCAAGAAGCCGGGGGCUAGCAGCCUUUUCUGAUCUCAGUUCAGGAUAUCAGCCAUUAAGCAACCAAUCUCCACCAUCUUCACAUCCCUCAUCUUCUACCUCAGCGUCAGCAAACACUUUAACAUCAUCAUUAACAAGCAGUUCUGCAUUAUCAGCUGCGCCAGAAAGGGCUGUCAACUCGUCCGUCUCCAGGCAUCUAGAAAUGUUACCCGGUUCUGUAUCUGAAACAUCUUCAAGGCAACCGCGUUCACAGUUGAAUAGUGCAAUGGUGUCCCGCAUGAGGCAGAUGUAUAAUUCUUGGACAGCUGCAGUUGCUGCUUCUGGUGAUACUCACGAUGUGGACUCACGCAUAUAUCUCUUACCUCUAGAUGCUCUCGGCCAAGGUGGCCUGACUGGCAGGAGAGCACUACCACCAAGAGGUAUACUGCAGGGGGCCGGUCUGCCAGCUUGGUGGCAUAGCUCUUUAAUAGAACAGCCAGACACGUCUCCAGACACUCCAAAAUCAUUUCCUUCUGUUGCAGAUGAACAAUUUUAUGAAGAAAUGGAACCGUCUUCACAAGUCAAGAACUACGCUUCAUUAAUAAAGAAAGCUGGUCCGUAUAUUUUAGGUCCUAGAAUUGGGUCCUCACCUGUACACAGCAUAGUUCAGUGUUUGGCCAGACGUGAGAAAACUAGCAAGUUUUACAUCUUAAAGAUUCUAACACUACCCGACCCAGCAAAGGAAACAACAGAUGAUCGACAGGGCAAAAUGCUGAUGUUAACAGAGUUCUCUCUCUUGUCUCAUUUGAAGGACAUGAAAGGUGUUGUUCACUGCAUCGAUUUUUUUAAGGAUAAAGCUUUCGACCCCAAACAGAAAUGUGAGGUUACGCGACUGUGUCUGCUGGUUGACUGCUUCAUGCCCCAUGACUAUGAUCCUGAGUCUCAGUACCUGGUCAACCUUCAGCACCAUGUGAUCCACGAGAAGAAGCUGGGCGAGAAGGAAGCCUUGAUCAUCUUCUGGGACAUUGCCAGGAUUGUUGAGCAGUUGCAUAAAACUUGCAGGUACAACAUGAUAGUUGACCGCAGGUCCUGGCGGGUCACAAUCACUAACUUCUGUUUGGGCAAACACCUGAGCUCGGAGAAGGACAAGCUGAAGGACCAGAGAGGCAGCCCUGCAUAUAUCAGUCCUGAUGUACUCAGUGGAAAACCAUAUUGUGGUAAACCCAGUGAUAUGUGGGCUCUUGGCGUUGUACUGUUCACAAUGCUCUAUGGCCAAUUUCCCUUCUAUGACAGCAUGCCUCAGGAACUGUUCAGGAAAAUCAAGUCAGCAGAGUUCACCAUACCAAAUGAUGGUCGGGUCAGUGAAGACACUAAACAGUUGAUUCAUCAGCUGCUGAUUUUGGAUGCACAGACUCGGAUGACAGCAGGUCAGGUGGUGGAUGCUUUGGAGUCUAUCAUUGGGAAAUG